Molecule: messenger RNA, 588 nt
Organism: Plasmodium malariae
Lineage: Eukaryota; Apicomplexa; Aconoidasida; Haemosporida; Plasmodiidae
Product: fam-l protein
Exons: 2
Coding region: 1-588 (195 amino acids)
Source: RefSeq, a predicted model, not a curated record
AUGGGAAAAAAACAGAAGACAAUCAUAUUUAUUAAUUUUUUUGGGUUCAUCCUUUUAUCUUGGAUAUGUCAUUUUUACAUUGAUGUUAAAAUGUUCAAUAUAUCAUUGGAUAAGUACUGCGAGAUUAAGAAAAUACUAAAAAUAAGGAAUUAUAGAUUACUAGGAAAGUAUACACAUAAUAUGGAUUUAAAUUUUAUAUGUACAAAAGAAGAAAUACCAAAUAUUGGAUUAAAUAUUAGAAACGAUAUAUGUAAUAAUGAAGAAAGUGUGAAAACACAAAUGAAGCAGUCAAAUGGAAGUUCACCAGGAAAUACAAGAGGUCAUAAAAAACAUAUGAAAAAUAAAACUUGUACGUUUGAAACAAAAAAAUAUUCUCAUAUGGAGAAAAAGAUAUUCAAGGAACUUGAUUAUCAGGAUUUUCUUAAAAACAACAGAACAAUUAGUGAUAAGUUGUACAAAAAAAUAAUAAUUAAAAAAUACAGAUUACGGUUUGCUUUGCCUUUAGUAUUGUUUUUAUUGUUCUCAUUAGGAUUAAUAUUAGAUUUUCUUGUAAUUGUGGCCUUAGGAGGGGGUUAUAUAAGUUAUUGA